AUGGGAUUCGUAGGAGCGCUCGCGCUCCCCUCCACAGCAGUUACAGCAAAAACGCAACUCCUUUGGGCUGUGCUUCUUAUUUGCGUCUGUUUCCUGUUAGACGUCUCUAGCGCGCGGAAACAGUGGCUGGACUCGUCAUAUGCAUUAUCUCCCGAUGGUGGCCGCGCACAGCUCCACUUUUCUACCUUUUCUGGGAAUUCUCUCGUAGACAUAUCCAGUCAUGGACUGAGAGACUCCACGGUUGAGGCCAGGAGGCCGGCCCCGCUGACAGGGUCGGCGGCUUCGGAUGUAGAGACCAACGGGACAGUAAACGCUGCGCCUUUUGCCCCCAGGGCGACAAGCGCGCAGGAUUAUCCGCCGCCGGACCUGUCGGAGCAGGAGUUGGACAAGCUUCUUUUACUCGACGCUGAUCCCGCCUAUCAGUCCCCCAGUCCCAAUCUCGUCGAUGAGGUUACACACUCAGUGAAAAAGCUUAUGAACGAACCCGCAGAAGCCCUCCCCGGGGUGCAGCCGAAGCCUUUCGUGACAGAUCAUGAACGACUUGCGAUGCUCAGCAACAAUCUGAAGGAGCUUAGGACCAUGUUGGAAGACCCUGACCUCGAGAAAGCUGUCAAUGGCAUUCUUGCGUUGCUGCCUGUCCUGGAAUAUGGAGAAUCAUCAGAGGCCCAUACAUCCUCUGUUGAUUCUUUGGAGGCAUGGUCGGACUUGCAAGUGCCUGCAAUGCCCUCUUCGUCGGCAGAGCAAUUCUCUUCGGCAGACGAUCGCAUGCCUCAAGAGAUCUCUGCUGCUGCUGUCGAGCAGCAAGAGAUGCGCAACAAUCUUGCUUUCCUGUCACUUUCGUUGGCUGGAUCAAGUAGCAUCGUUGACGAAGAGCCUCUUGAGAAGACCAGAACGAGGCUCACUGAGAAACUGAAGAGGGUAGCUGGGAUGGCCCUGGGCUUCGAACAGUUCGGCAUCCACCAGACAGCUACAGGUUCUGGAGUUUCGAUAGAUGAAACCGCAUCUGGCGCGUCUGUAGACUCUGGCCCAGUGGAAGACAGUAGUGAAAUGGUCCCCCUCGCUGGGUUGACAGCCGGAAGAGUGACCGGAUUAGCUACAACGAAAGGCGCCUCUAUACCACAUGUUGUGGGCCUCAUCGCCACCUCGAAUCCUUUCCUGCUCACGCAUCUGCUCCUCUUAGGAGCCGCUUUCCUCGGAUAUGACAGAUACUUCGGUGAUGGAACGCCCACGUUGUUGCCUUUCUACGGGACGCAGACUUUGUUGUCCAUGUUAUCUCCACUAGACACUCCUGCGCGUUUAGACAGCAUGGCAGCUGCCAAUAGAGAGCCGCGCAAGCGGUACGUGAUUUCGAGGUUGUCGAGAAAGAAGAACAUUACAUAUUCUUUCGACCUAGCCAGCAGUUCUUGGGACCGGAAAAGGAGUUCACGGCUUCCCCUCGGAAGUCACCGCCUCAUACUCGAUGUGCUUGACAGGCACCUGGAAGCCUUGACUACUUACGCUGAGCAGCAGAUUGAAAUACUCCGGCAGGCAGGUAUCCCUGUGGAAGCGUCGAUUCCAAUAGCUGAUAAUUUAGCCAGGCUACAUGUCUCGAGUUGCCGCUCUACGAACAAUGCCAUAGCCAUUCCCUGCGCCUGGAAGGACACUCUCCUUGUCGAAACGCUGUCAAGCUCUGGCGAUGCUGGCGAAAACGACGAUGGCGCGAGGCGGACUCACCUCAAAAUUUCCAAGCUGGAGAAUGCGUUCAACACGGUGACCGGACUAGGUAGUCUCGCAGCAAAACGCGAGAAUACAGCUAGUGCGAAGAUCCUGAAGCGAUACGGAUUGUCACACUUGCUGGACCUCGCAAACCAGCGGCAGGCCAGCAGCACCCCGCUAUGGGACAAAAGCGACAUCAGCAGGAAACUGGAGGCAUUCCACGAUUACAAGACAGCAUUGCGCGUUCGCCUCCACAUUAUGGCACUGCUUCCACAAUGGAAUCCAUACCGAGAGGAAUACCUGUCUCCGAUCGAGUUUGUUCGAGAGGCCUUUGACGGCGAAACAGGAAGCAUGAUCCUGGCUGCGCGCCUCAAGCCUUUGAUGACGGACGAUCUGGUCCAUCUCGGUGUACCAAAGGGCUUCUCAUUCUUAUGGCUUUUCGAAUUCUUGAUAGACGACGAUUCGCCUAACGCUCGGGUCACAAGGAGCCAAGCAGUAAAGCGGAGUGCUAGGUGGACAAAAAUUUUGUACUCACAUCGUCAAGCGAUACCGCUGCUCUUCCGCCGGUUCUACAAAACUUUAAAAACUGGUGUCCUAGCCAAAAUGCGGAGGAAGAGUCUGGAACGAUCAAAAUUAUUACUCCGUCAGCAUCUGCCAGACGACUGGCAAGACAUUGUCGUCAGCGCCUUCACGUUCACGGCCCACAGUGCCGCCCUGAUGCAAGUGGUGAAUUAUCAUUCGCUUUUCCGUGAUCAAGCCCUGGACGAUUUACAAGAGUCUACGUAUCUCUCCGCCCCUCCGUCGUUCUCGGUCCAAAGCCAAAGCGCUGUAAAAAGGUGCGACCACCGAAUAUACGAGUGGUCGCGCUUCGGUUUCUCGCCUGACGUUCUUGAGGCGGAUCUGCAUAAUGAAACAUUCAAGGGAAAGUGGAAUAAAAUUCGACUUGAAACUAUGCCCACGCCAGACACUCACCAAUGGUGGAGACGCCUCCAUAGAUCUGUAGUUGACUCUCUUGAAAAAUAUCGAGCUCAUGAAGGCCAUUUGGAAGGCAUGAACGACAAUUUGUACACUUUGGUCAUGGACACCACGCAAAGGCUUACGGAAGAAGGCGCUGCUGAUAGCACCAUAUUUUUUGGACGCAGUGCUCGGGGUGCCCGCGAGUCACGUUUUAAAAGGGUGAAGCGAGGCAUGAAGUCAUUCGUCCUUGACAUUGUUCGUGAUGUCCCGGAAUCGGACCAUGCAGUGUGGUUUGGCGUCACAUUCGGUUUCCCGUCAAUCUUGCGAGUUCUUCGCAAGAUGAAGGAGAUCGCAGUGGGUGCCACGGAUGACAAAGACGUGUCAAUUCCUCUGGAUGAGGCAUUCAUGGAAUUGGUGCAGGAAACGAUAGCAGUCCGGACAGAAUCAUUUAGACGCCAACCCCCCACAGCCCUCCGGAACAUCGGUGUGAUAGGAUUGCGACCCGACUACGGCAACCUUGGCUUUGAAAGACGGUCCGAGGAAUACCAAUUAUCUAUGUGUGCGGACCAUUGUGCCGCCCUUUGGCGGCAAAUUCUUGGGUUCGUCUACCCAUUCGUGCUUGAUCCGUCACUCCUGACUGACUACGAACGGUCUUUCGGCACUGAUCAUGCAGUGAAGCAGCUGGACAACCCUAGUUAUGUGAACUCUUUCCGCUACAUCUUUGCGAGCGAUGCCGCUCUCAACUUCCUGGAGUACAGCACCCCCUCGGAGACGCGCAAGGCUUUGAUGGCACUCAAAGAUGGACAGGCGUUCAUGUACGCGAAUAUGAUGAGAUUUGCUGGAAUGGCCUACGGCAACCUCAACAUGCCGUACCUGGCCGGUUCACUCCAGAGACAAGCGCCCUUUAUGGGACAGAUGGUAAAGGAUUGGUUGGUUAAGAGAAGCCGCGCUCGGAAGUUCGCUUUACAGAGUGUAGUAUCUCUUGGGCUAAUCUUCGUCUACACGCUCUUGUCCGCGCUGGAUAUAGCACGGCACUUGACCGACAUAGGAAUGGAAGCUGUGGAAGACUGUCACUGGAAUCCAAUUAUGCAAGAGCUGGCGUGCUUGCCGGUUGCAGGAGGUGGGGCUGUAGCGGUGCCGCUGUUCACUGCGAUGUCUGAUGUCUUCAAAGUCGGCCUGUAUUCUGGUAUUGGAUCGACAAUCAUCAGCGCCACCGUCAUCGGCAAUGUGUACAUGAUCGUCCGCUCGGAAAGCAGGUUGCUACUACGGAUGGAAAUGGCUAUCAAGGAGCUGGCGCUGAAACUCUGGAAAAAGCUGCGGAAAUUCUUUUCCUGGGCAACAAGGUUCACAAAGAGGCGCAAAGCAAUUCUCAGCACCAUGAUGGCUCGAGCAUCGGCCCUCUCUAAGAAAAGCGGAGCAUACAGGAAGACCGCUCGCGUCCUGGAGGUAUCAGGUGAUACUGUCGUCGACACGCUGCUAGAAGGGAUGCCAUCAUAUACGACACAGGGAGUCCAGAGUCUAAUGGCACCUGCGAUAUCGCACACUUAG
Besnoitia besnoiti is the source of this 4200-nucleotide messenger RNA. Its product is annotated as putative rhoptry neck protein. Bases 1 to 4200 code for a protein of 1399 amino acids. The transcript is spliced from 9 exons. Lineage: Eukaryota; Apicomplexa; Conoidasida; Eucoccidiorida; Sarcocystidae. The record is from RefSeq and is a predicted model, not a curated record.